Pecten maximus is the source of this 8590-nucleotide messenger RNA. RefSeq names its product MAU2 chromatid cohesion factor homolog. The transcript is spliced from 18 exons. Gene Ontology annotation, molecular function: double-stranded DNA binding; protein binding. Gene Ontology annotation, cellular component: chromatin; SMC loading complex. Gene Ontology annotation, biological process: mitotic sister chromatid cohesion; maintenance of mitotic sister chromatid cohesion. The coding region runs from base 43 to 1824 and encodes 593 amino acids. NCBI's taxonomy places the organism in Eukaryota, Metazoa, Mollusca, Bivalvia, Pectinida, Pectinidae. The record is from RefSeq and is a predicted model, not a curated record.
GGCGCUAACAUCUUCGCGGAUUGGCAGCGGGAACUGAUCAAAAUGGCGACCGGAUCGCCAGUGUUUGAUCCAUGGUAUGCCUCAUUACUAGGAUUAGCGGAGACAUUUAGGACUUCAAACCCUCCAAAUAUCAGACUAUGUAUCCACUGCCUUCAGUCCAUGUUCAACUUCAAACCGCCACCAAAAAUCGAAGCCAGAACACACCUGCAACUCGGUAACAUUUUGUUAGCCCAUACAAAAAACACCGACUUGGCCAGGACGCAUUUAGAACAAGCAUGGACGUUGUCUGUUUCUAUGCCAGCUUGUGAUGAUGUCAAAUUUGAAGCUGCUUGUGUGUUAGCACAGAUGUUCCAGGAUCAGAAUCAACUACAGCAUGCAAGACAGAUCCUGAUGAAGGCAGUAGAAAUCUCCCAACAGGCGCCCUAUUGGCACUGCCGGCUCCUAUUUCAGCUUGCACAAAUCCAUUCAAUAGAGAAGGAUUUUGUCACAGCCUGUCAGUUACUGACAGCAGGAGCAGAGUUCUCGGACACCGCUCACUCGGAGUACACCAAGCUCCUAUUUGUUCUCAGCAAAGGCAUGUUGUACCUGAUAGACAAGAAGACGGCAGAUGUACACAGCACCCUAAGUACUGCUGGUCAGAUGAUCGAAACGUACAACGGUCAACCUGUACAGAAGGAGUCGUUGAAGGUGUUUUUCCUUGUCCUGCAAGUGUGUCAUUAUCUCAUGGCAGGCCAGGUGAAGAGUGUGAAACCAGCCCUAAAAAAUCUUCAGCAAAUCAUACAGACCAUUACACAAUUACACACAGACGAAGAACCCACGUCCAGUAACCCUGUAGAUAUGUUUCACUGGCUCCCUAUUGAACACAUGUGUGUUCUGGUAUACUUGGUGACAGUGAUGCACUCCAUGCAGGCAGGGUACAUGGACAAGGCACAGAAAUAUACAGACAAAGCUCUUAUGCAAAUAGAAAAAUUAAAAAUGUUGGAUGCCCAUCCCCUGUUGUCACAGUUCCAGCUCAUGUUACUGGAACACAUCAUAAUGUGUCGACUCAUAAUGGGCAACAAAACCAUGGCUAUUCAGGAGAUUUUCCAAGCGUGCCAUGUGUGUCAGCAGCAGCCUCGACUAUUUAGCACACACUCAGCACAGAUCCAUACAUUGUUGGGCUUAUAUGCCAUGUCCAUGAACUGUAUGGAAGCUGCAGAGGCACAAUUCAAAACCGCCAUUAAGUUUUCCAAGGCAAUGGAGUUGGAAUCUUUUGUUCACCUCAAUUUAGCAAUAGUUUACCUGAGAACAAACCGGCAGGGGGAACUUGUCAGCAUUCUUGAAAAACUUGAACCGGAGAAAUUGUCAACUCACUCCCAUAGUCUGAAGGCAUCCUCCUUUUAUGUGCGUGGUCUCCAGGCAUUCUUCCAGGCUCGGUAUAGUGAGGCCAAGCGCUACCUCAGAGAAACUCUUAAAAUGGCUAAUGCAGAGGACCUGAACCGGUUGACGUCGUGCUCUCUGGUUCUGCUCGGACAUAUAUUUUUGUCACUAGGCAACAAUACUGAAGCCCUGAAUAUGGUCACACCAGCCAUGCAGCUCGCAGGAAAAAUACCAGAUGUUCACGUUCAGCUCUGGGCCUCCUCCCUCCUCAAAGAUUUGUACAGACUCUGUGGUGAUAAAGUAAAUGAAGCUGAAGGUUUCAAAAUGCACACCAGCUUUUCACAGUCCCUGUUGAAGGACCACUUUCAGUCAUCACAGCUCUCAGAACACGGCUUAAUACAGUGGACUGAAGGGCCUUGUCCUUUCCAUCUAAACACGACAGUGGGGUCCAGUAACAUGCUGUGAAAAUCAAAGUCAUGAAAAACAUUUUGAUGUCCACCAAGAACAAUAAAACUGCCAGUGUUUAUCAACCAGGACUCGUGACGCAGCUUCAUAAAGUUAAAUCAGGUCGAUCAAGUUAUGAUGCAGUUGGAUAAGAUUCGGCCUGGACUGAUGGCAUAGCAGUGUAAUGUAAAACCACACUGACACUUCAGUGAAAACUAGGACUGGUGAGGAUUUAGUCCAGCCAGAAAUGAUUGUACUGCCUUGAUAGUAUGAUACAUGGAUUGGUCGGUUGAGCCGUCAUAAUCACAAAGAUGGUUGAAAUGCCUAAUUAAACACGGGAUUAUGUGUCCAUGACAGAUUGUAUCGCGAGCAUUCAGCCAUAACAGUAGAAUGGAUUCUAUACAGUUUCUGUUUGAAUACUGUAGUACGAGUUUGUGUACUUCAGGAAAUUUGUGCCUAAUCUAAUGCAGUGUUCACAUAUACUUAAGUAUAUAUCUUAAAACUGGGGUUUAUGAUAUCAGAUCUCACAAAAACUGUAUAGAUUUUGUGGUUGGUAGGUUCUGAGGGAAGAAAAAAUACAGUAUGUCACUUAUUUUCUGUGAUAUUUCCUUGGACGUAAAUUUGAGUUUUAGUAUCAAAUUCAAUUUUCAUGUGAAGAAUAAUUUAUACUUAAUACAAACAAUAAAAUACAUUCAACAAAGUUAUUCUUGUGACCAAAAGCAGAAUCUUAAUGUUGCAAAAAUUGUGUGUAUGAAAUGUAAUUUACAGUAUAUGGAGAUUUAUUUGUAAUAUGGUUGAAAAUAUCAGAGAGUAUUCACGAUACAUUAUACUUGUGUGUAAAGUGAAGCAUAUAGACUCUUAAUUUAGAAAAUUAAUUUGUGAAUGUACAAAAAAUGUUUGUACCUUUGAGCUUUAAAGCUGAAAGAGUGUUAAGUAGAGAAACUAGAAAGAGUUCUGAUAGGAGGCCAUAUCGAACAAAUGAAUCAGACAAAUUCCGAGUUUAUGUGUGUAUUCUCGGGAUCCAUGUAUGUAUACUAAGUAUGUACAUAAUGAUGUACUCCGCAGUACAUGUGGAUGUGAUAUAAUUUAAUACCUGUAUAUUAUUUCAUGUUUCACUACACACAAUCUAUAAACCAUAAUAUAGAUAUAAUGCUGUACCUAUAGGGCCUGUUGGUUCAUUCCUGAUCAUAUCCAGAUGUUUGAUAAUACUAAAGGCUUUUUCUCAACAAAAAAUCCUGAUAUUUCAACACAUGAUGUGUUUCACUAUACUUAUACAAAAUGCAAGGGGAGUUUUCAACAUUUCUUAUUGGUGCUUUGAAAAUUUAUGCUGAUCUUAUCAUCUGUUUGAUGUUUCGGUUUGCCAAGGCCAUUCUUUAGUCUGUAAAUGACAAAGGAAAUGUCUAACUGUCAAUGCAUUGUUCUUUUUUCUGUAAAUGACAAAAGGGGACUUCUAACUCUAUACAUUGUUCCAUUAUCUUCAUACUGAUAGUGUUAGGUGCUGAAACGGAAAACAAAUAGUGGAAUCUGUGUGUUCUUAUUAUGCAUAUAAAUAAAUAUAAAUAAAUUUACAAAAUUCUGUUUCUAAAACCCAGAGUUUAUCGACUACUUAGUAACUUGUCAUUGUUACUUAGUAUAUCUACCUCCUCCUCUACACCAGUGUACCGGUCUACUGGACGUGCUGUGGUCGGUCUACUGGAUGUACUGUGGUCAGUCUACUGGAUGUACUGUGGUCAGUCUACUGGACGUACUGUGGUCAGUCUACUGGACGUACUGUGGUCAGUCUACUGGACGUACUGUGGUCAGUCUACUGGACGUACUAUGGUAGGUCUACUGGACGUACUGUGGUAGGUCUACUGGAUGUACUGUGGUCAGUACUGGAUGUACUGUGGUAGGUCUACUGGACGUACUGUGGUCGGUCUACUGGACGUACUGUGGUCAGUCUACUGGACGUACUGUGGUCGGUCUACUGGAUGUACUGUGGUCAGUCUACUGGACGUACUGUGGUCAGUCUACUGGAUGUACUGUGGUCAGUCUGCUGGACGUUCUGUGGACGUACUGUGGACGUACUGUGGUCAGUCUACUGGACGUACUGUGGUCAGUCUACUGGACGUAAUGUGGUCAGUCUACUGGAUGUACUGUGGUCAGUCUACUGGACGUACUGUGGUCGGUCUACUGGACGUACUGUGGUCAGUCUACUGGACGUACUGUGGUAGGUCUACUGGACGUACUGUGGUAGGUCUACUGGACGUACUGUGGUCAGUCUACUGGACGUACUCUGGCAGUCUAAUCCAUCCUCAAUUUCUGCUGUAUGAUUGUAUGUCAUUUGUAUCUGUACGCAUGUUCAUAACUGUGUAUUCCUAAUGGAGAAAAUCUGCAUCCCCAUGAUGUUUGACUUACAUUGGUUUCUCUGUACUUAUCACAAUAAAAUAACCAUGGAUGGUUAUUUUGAUUCCCAUAAUACUUUUGGUUCCCACCAUAUUAGGUUGAACAAUUUCCAACCUUCCCUUAAGACAUGUCUGAAUAUUGAGGCACAGAUAAUUGGUGAUUGAUUUAGCCAGACUCUGUAUAAUUAAGUGUAAAAAUGUUUUCAGUUGGCAUUUAUAGUUGGAAUGAAUGUUAACUGAACCAUUACAAAUUCAGUAGAGCAUGCUUUGUGUUACAUUUGUCAUUUCCAUUUGGCAUUCAUAUUGACUAUGAAUGCUGACUGAAAGUUUAAAUUAAUACUUAAAUUAUUUUAAUUUCAUGCAAAACUAAUUGAUCAUAUUAACAUUUGGUUCAAUAAGUGUUUGAUGUAAUAUACUUUUUAUGCCUUCCAGAGAUUGUCAGUGGGAGCCAUUGUUAGAAUUAGGGAUAUCAUAAAGAUGUAGUCUAUAUUUGAGUCAUUGCAUUCAUAGCUGAUAUGAAUACUAUUUUGACAUAGUAGGGAUGUAGCAAUCCCAUUGGAGAUUAGUACCAGUAUUACCUGUAACAGGCACGUUUUGUGGUUUCGACAGCUCAUAAUCUGAACAAGGACAAUCUUAAAAGAUCACUUUCCAAUGCUGUAUAGACGAUUUAGAUUAUGAUUUAGAGUCAGUUACACUGAAGUAAGGAUUUCUUUUUACAAAUCCUUGAAGUGGGUUAACGUUUUGGGGGAGCCUAUGUUUUAAACUGUUUAUAUGUGUAAAGAUUUGAUUUUGGACAGUGUUACAGUUUGUGAAAUCAUGAAUUACAUGUAUUGUGCCAUUUUGUACGUACUGCAUUGGAAUCUAUAGGAAUAGAGAUAUUUUUGCAGUCUUUUUCAUUGUAAAUGUCAUCUGAUCAUGUUAAUGUGUUGAUUAAUGUGAAAGGCAGCAGACAAGGUGUAAUAUGAACUUGUAUAUUAUAAGUGUACAUGGCUUGUUGUUAAUCUCUUAUAGAAACACAAUAUAUACGACACUUUGUGACACCAAAAAUCACACAACUAACACUUCAGACAGAGGGGAAGAAUUGAGAUGCAAAUGGAUCAAGGAGUGGGAAUGUGAUCGAGGUCGGGAGAGACGAGCGUAUGAUUAGUCGGAACAAAUAUCCAGCUGCCUACAAGUUUACAUACCACUGGCAGGAUAAUCUUCCUAGCUCCCUGUCUGUCAAAAAGUGGGAAAGCAAAGUGUUAAAAAUGUGUGUCUCGUUUCUUCAGUUUGAAAGUUUAUGAAACUUUUACCAUUAAUACAGAUUCUCUUUUUAUGGUCCAUAAUGUAUCAUGUUUUAAAUUUUUACACUUUUUCAUCUUAUUACAAAGUUUGUCACUGCAGUUUUUGUUAUCACCAAUAUCAUAAUGAGCAGAUUGGUGUAAAAAUAUUUCUAAAGCGCUGAUUGUGCAAUAAGUGCAAUGUGUCGCUAGAUAAGUGUUGGAUUUGAAAAUACAUGUAUUAUGAUGUGUAUUCUCAGAAGAUAUCCGAUCAUUUGUUGGUGAAUACAUUUGGAGUAUUGAAGUAGGUGUAAGGUGACUACAUUUGGAGUAUUGAAGUAGGUGUAAGGUGAAUACAUUUGGAGUAUUGAAGUAGGUGUAAGGUGAAUACAUUUGGAGUAUUGAAGUAGGUGUAAGGUGAAUACAUUUGGAGUAUUGAAGUAGGUGUAAGGUGAAUACAUUUGGGGUAUUGAAGUAGGUGUAAGGUGAAUACAUUUGGAGUAUUGAAGUAGGUGUAAGGUGAAUACAUUUGGGGUAUUGAAGUAGGUGUAAGGUGAAUACAUUUGGAGUAUUGAAGUAGGUGUAAGGUGAAUACAUUUGGAGUAUUGAAGUAGGUGUAAGGUGAAUACAUUUGGGGUAUUGAAGUAGGUGUAAGGUGAAUACAUUUGGAGUAUUGAAGUAGGUGUAAGGUGAAUACAUUUGGGGUAUUGAAGUAGGUGUAAGGUGAAUACAUUUGGAGUAUUGAAGUAGGUGUAAGGUGAAUACAUUUGGAGUAUUGAAGUAGGUGUAAGGUGAAUACAUUUGGGGUAUUGAAGUAGGUGUAAGGUGAAUACAUUUGGAGUAUUGAAGUAGGUGUAAGGUGAAUACAUUUGGGGUAUUGAAGUAGGUGUAAGGUGAAUACAUUUGGAGUAUUGAAGUAGGUGUAAGGUGAAUACAUUUGGAGUAUUGAAGUAGGUGUAAGGUGAAUACAUUUGGAGUAUUGAAGUAGGUGUAAGGUGAAUACAUUUGGGGUAUUGAAGUAGGUGUAAGGUGAAUACAUUUGGAGUAUUGAAGUAGGUGUAAGGUGAAUACAUUUGGAGUAUUGAAGUAGGUGUAAGGUGAAUACAUUUGGGGUAUUGAAGUAGGUGUAAGGUGAAUACAUUUGGAGUAUUGAAGUAGGUGUAAGGUGACUGGAUACAGAGAUACAGCUGCUGGCCUUCCGGCUGUAUACAUGUUAAUAUCUAAUUAAUGGUUUACACACAAGUACAUAUUUAGUCAUGUAUCACUGUUAUGACAUUGCUAUUUUAAUAAUUGUUAUGGCGAGAGAGAAAUUAUGAAAAAAAAAUCUGCUAGUGAUUAAUGUUAUAUAACUACUGCAGUACAUUUAGGUAAUGCUAGGAGGCUGCGGUGGCCGAGUGGUUAAGGUGUCCCAGCACUUUAAUCACUAGCCCUCCACCUCUGGGUUGCGUGUUCGAAACCUACGUGGAGCAGUUGCCAGGUACUGACCGUAGGCCGGUGGUUUUUCUCCGGGUACUCUGGCUUUACUUCACCUCCAGAACCUGGGAACGUCCUUAAAUAAUCAUGGCUGUUAAUAGGACAUUAAACGAAAUAAACCUAAACCUAAAAAAACACUUAGGCUAACUCGAAGUUACUUUGUUACUGGCGACUUUGCCUUGGUAUUUAAUUGUUUUUAGUGGCUUUGUUUUCGUAGACUUUCCAAAUCAGUGUUAAAGGUAAUAAAUGUUUUGUAGAUCUGGUGUUCUGUGCAUCUCAGCCGACCAUUAUCAGAUGGUGGGCGUGGGUUCUUCAAAUCGGACUUGUUCAUGGCUCCUCAAUUCAACUGGUCCAUUUCAUACAAACUUCUCGUUACUGCUAGUACUCAUAAAUCACUCAUGGGAACUUCUCAAAACUUAACCAACAUGUGUACCACGUUUUAAAUAUGAUAGAUGUUUGAUAUGACUGUCAUCAACUUGAUCUUGAAACAUAAAGGGCAUGAUCAGUGUCUUAGCUGUGACAAAUGUCCGAUCGAGUAGAUAUUAAAAAUGACUGUCAGUGGCCAUUUUGAAUUUGAUAUGAAGUUUGUGAGUGCUGCUUCUCUAGAACUACUGAAGAGAUCAUGUUGCUAUUUAAUCAUAUUUAAGAUGAUAAUCCUCAAUUUUAAAGGACAAUAUGAAUUUAUAAGCAUGUUACUUUAUAAUUCAUAACUGAUAAUCAAUUGCAAGAUUAAACCAGAAAAUAGCUCAAGUUUAAACAGAUUGUAUGGUAGUGAUUGUCCAAAUCCCUGUGGAAUCUCAUUAUGAAAAAAGAACAUUUGUAUUGAUCUAUGAAUCAGUUAGGGGAUAUCUCUGAGGGGCUGACGAGAGAUAUGUUCUGCAACAUGGGAACAUACUGAGGAUUUUUUUUUUACCCCUAUUUACUUUUAAUUCCUUGUGUACAAUUAUCAGACCUUGUUUGCUGUUCCGAGACCAUUAUCAACAGUGUACAGAGAUAUUUACCCCCACCUGUCUACAAAACAAAUGAGCAUAGCAAAGAGUAACCCUUGGUUAGCGAAGAUGUCACUGAGGUAGCCCGAGUUUCCUCUGGCCCCGACACCAUUUCUGGUGUAGGGGUCCUACACCAGAAAUGAUGUCAAGGCCAGAGGAAACUUGGGCUAUACCAGAAAUGGUGUCAAGGCCAGAGGAAACUCGGCUAUACCAGAAAUGGUGUCAAGGCCAGAGGAAACUCGGGCUAUACCAGAAAUGGUGUCAGGGCCAGAGGAAACUCGGGCUAUACCAGAAAUGGUGUCAGGGCCAGAGGAAACUCGGGCUAUACCAGAAAUGGUGUCAGGGCCAGGGGAAACUCGGGCUACACUAGACAUGGUAUCAGGGCCAGAGGAAACUCGGACUAUCACUGAGGCAUUGUCAUACAAUAUAUGGUACUGCUUUAUUAGGUCAUGUUUCAAACCAGUAAGUUCACAGGAGUUUCAAAACUUUUAGUUUAAAAUGUCUGGAGUUAAAAUGUGUUGUUUACUUUUUUUUAUCAUUACAAACACAUGCAGGUCGUUUUGAUCUGUUUUAUAAAUGUUUCGUUUUAUUUAUUGUUUGUGUAAAUAAGGUCCAACUGUGUAUACUUUUGUUGUCUUCUGUCACAUCAUCAAUGUUACAUAAACUAUUGCAUGAAUUGUCA